Molecule: messenger RNA, 3027 nt
Organism: Triticum urartu
Lineage: Eukaryota; Viridiplantae; Streptophyta; Magnoliopsida; Poales; Poaceae
Source: RefSeq, a predicted model, not a curated record
AUGAUGAAGUUUAUUUCUGAGCCGUACCUAUCCCGUAUCAGCAAAUUGAAGUUGAUCUCUGACCGUAUCACUAUGCUCCAGCGAAUGGACUCGGACUUCGACUACAAAGUGAAAUCAACGAUGAUUAAGCUGAAAUCAGAAUCUUUCUUGUCAGCCAUGGAGGACGAGUUUUGCAGGGCAGGCAAAGAAGAUUCCGUGGAGAUGGAGGAGAAGAGAUUCACUGCUUAUCAUCUCUACUGGGAACGUAUAUGGGGCAAGGAUGGCCACAGCUUCGAAAAUCAGACGAUAUUGAGCCCCAUGCAAUUUACACAUUGCACACCACGCCACAUUCCAAUUGAAGCUGUCGCAGGGAGUACCUUGCAGAUCUACUCCAUCAAAGUCUCACUAGUAGAACCCCAAAAGUUGCCACUGGAGGUGUAUGGAGUGGUCGCAGUCCGUGAUGCUGUGGACCGUCAUCGCAACCCUCUAUUCCUCCGUUCAAGACAGCACUGCCAAAUCCUUGAAGAAAAUGAUUCUUUAUUGCACUUGACUGGCCUGGUUCGUGCAAUUGUCUCGACGGAUACUGUUUACAUCGAAAUCCAAUUAAUAGUGAAGGGCGCAACAAAAUCUGAAGAUACAGCAUUGAUCAGUACAUUUGGCUUUUACAAUGCUGAUAAUUCCUGUACCUAUCUCGCUAAAAACGCCUUGUGCACAGUGGAGCUGUGCUGUGAGCAACUUAAACAGUCGGUCCAGGCUACUAUCCUCAGUGUGGCUGUUACACCCAAACAGGAAUCAUUGCUUUUUCAUGGUGGCAGAGUUGUUUGCUAUUCAGUGCCUGAGGAUGGUAAUGAAGAUAUCGCUGCGCAAGUAUCAUCUAGGCAAGUUUUGCUGCUUGAUUCGAAAGGUGGAAGAAUGCCUAUGGCAAGCAAUGACUACCUUUAUCUGACAAGACAUGUAGUUUCUGUGGAAUUAAAUGGAAAGCUGCUAGUCCUCAUAAUGGCCGGUUCACCAUCACAGACUGAGAUUACUGCUCAAUUCCUCCUUAAACCCGAAAAAUACAACACAAGUAAAUGCGAAUUUCCCCUUGCUGAUGGCUCUAAGGCUGAGAUUACUGUUGCUUGGUCCCUUGUUCCCUUGACGAUGCCACAGUCAGGUGACAGUCGUGAGGACAGUGGAAUGGCGACUGCAGGAAAUUCGAAGGGAAGGAGCGGCGAGUCCAUGUUAAGCGAGGAGCUCUGUCAAGCUGCCAUCUUCAUGCAGAAGAGUAUCUGCUGGACCCGGGCCCUGGAGAAGAAGAUGGGGAAGUUUGGACACUACGGCUCCGAGGAAUACAAGAACCUUCUAGGGUUGAAAUCAGUUAUGUAUGAGUUGUCGAAUAAGAUCUUCGGUCGGGUCGACUGUGAGGCCCAGAAGAGGAUCAGCACGAUGCAGAAUGCCUGUUGGAUCAGCAAUAAAGGGAAAUUGACCGAUACCCAGACAAAAAUUGGCGACGACAUAGAGAUGGAAACCGGAGGGAAGUCGUCAAAGGGAAGGAGUGGCGAGUUUGAAUUGGUGAGGAUUGGCAACGAAGGCAGAACGGUGCAGACACAGAGCAAGAUUGGUGAUGGUUGCAAAUCAGUCUCCAAGCAGUUCAAUGAGCAGGAGCAGUUCAAGGAGCUGCCAGUCAGUAACUUGAUGUCCGUAGCCGAGUCUGUCAGAAAUAAGAUUGAGAAGAAGCAGGCUGAGACCAUGACGGAGGAGGUUGUGCCGAGGGUAAGCUUCAAAUUAGGUUUGCUCCCCUGGCAGUUUGAUGAGCUGUGGGACAAGAUGAGCCUGCUAGUCUCAACAGAACCAAAAUUUCUAGCGAUAUGCAUGCUUAUUAGAGAGCCCUUCGCACGCUAUUGCUCCACAUUGAAGUUUAUCUCUGAAGUUUUCAACCGGCUUGGUGAAUGGGUGCCAGAUUUCGGAGAGCAAAUAGAAUCGAUGAGGCAAGAUGAUGAGGACAAGAAUAUGGGUGGAAAAGUUGUGAAUCCGCAUGAGGCGGCAAAGGCGGCUGAGGAGUACUAUUUCAAUGUCUACCGUAGAGGCUGGGAACGUAGGAACAGCAACUUUGGCAGCUUCGAAGACCCAACGUUAUUGAGCCCCAUGUUCUUUACCCGAAGCUUACCAGGCCACACCCAAGUGGGUACUGAAGUCGGGAGGACCAUGCAGGUCUACUAUAUUAAAGUUGCAGAAAGAGAAGGCUAUGCCCUUGAGUGGCCGCUGAAGGUAUACGGUGUAGUCGCUGCACGAGAUGUAGUGGACUAUCGUCGCAACAUUCUCUUCCUUCGCACGAGGGAUGACUGCCAAAUCCUCAGAAGACAGGAUCCUUUUUUGCACUUGACUGGCCCUUCUCGUGCAAUUAUGUCUGGCGGCAUAAUGGAACCCACAGUUACGAUUGAAGUCCACCUAAAACUUAAGGGCAUGCUGGAGUCUAAAGAUAGAACAUUGAUCAGUAAAGCCUUUUUUUAUGAUGAAAAAGAUCUUGAUAGUGGUGAUAUUAUUUCCACCCGUGUCCUUCGUGGCCUUUGUGAAAUAGAGUUAUGCUGUGAGCAGCUUGAACAUUCACACCAAGCCACUAUCCUCGGUGUUCGUGUUGUACGGGGCUCAUUGCCUUGUGGCAAUGGCAUCAAGAUCGUUUGCUCCGCACUACCUGAGGACAAAACCAAAGGCGGUGGUAAGCGCCCAUCUGGGUGUAUUUUGCUGCUUGAUUCACAAGCUGGAGAUAUGCCUGUGGGUGAAGAGGGUUAUCUAGAUCUGUCGAGGCAAGUUGUAUCUGUAAAAUCAAGAGGAAGGCUCGAAAUUCUCAUGAAGGCUGGAGAAAUCAGUGGAAGUGUCGUCUUCCCAACCAAAUUCAGCAACAUAAGUCGAGAAAGUUGUGAGCUUGGUAGUUGUGAAGUGGAGAUAACUGUUGCUUGGUCCUUGCUCAUUGAAAACCAGUAUGAUAUCUCGGUGAUGGGAGCCAUACAGCCUUAUGCAUGGGAAUCAAUUCCACGUAGGCCUACCAUGAAGCUUGUUGGCGCUUGCUGA